AUGGGUACGACACGGGUGCAUAGCUUGCUGCUUCUGGGUUCUUUGCUUACCCCUUUUGAAGCCCUGCUUACAUCUACAGGAGGGUUCCCCCGCACUUCCAUCCGCUCGACGUGGGCAUCGUCAUGCCCGCCCCGGACGUGGGCCGCCUCUCCCGAAGAUGUGGGCAGCAAGUCAUGGCAGCAGCAGCAACGGCAGUGCGAAGCGUCCACUCGAGCGGAGGCGAUCGAUUCCGUCUGGAGGUCGGCUCUCACGGCAGGGGGCGGGGCGGCCGUGGGGGCACGAGCGUUGCUAGCUUCUCCGCAGCCGGCCUCCGGCGAAGCGAUAGCGGCAGGUGCGGUGGAGGGAGGGGAGGCGGCGGCGACACCGCGGGUUUCCUCGGCGAUGGAAGGCUUGGAGCGCAUCCCCUGGCGGGAGGAAGGGUACCUGUCGUGGGAGUACGACGGGCACAAGAUCAACUACGUUGACGAGGGGGACAAGAGCAAGCCGGCGUUGGUGCUAAUCCACGGGUUCGGCGCCAGCGUGUACCACUGGCGAUACAACAUCCCCGCCCUCGUCAAGCAAGGGUACCGCGUCUUGGCGCUUGACUUGCUCGGCUUCGGCCUUAGCGACAAGCCCAUCAUCGAGUACUCCGCCGAGACCUGGCGCGAUCAGGUUUGUGCGUUUGUGACGGAGGUGGUGGGGGCGGAUGCGGUGGUGGCGGGGAAUUCCCUGGGAGGAUUUACGGCCUUGGCCGCUGCCUCGCACGCUCCGAACAGCAUUAAGGGCUGUGUGAUGCUCAACGGCGCUGGGAGAUUCCGCGACCGAGAACAGGAAGCUCUCCUCGAAGUUCAGAAGAAUGCCCCCCCUAGACCCCCGUUCUUGCUGGCGUGGGACGAGGCCAUCAAGUACGUGGGCACGUUUGUGCAGCGGGCCAUUACGAGAGCGAGCUUCUACUACACGAAGCAGCCGGCCCGGAUUAAGCAGGUUCUGACACAAGUGUACCCAGACCCUCGCAACGUUGACGACGAGCUGGUGGAGAGCAUCCGCGUGCCCUCUUUGGACCCGAACGCCCCCGAGGUGUUCCAACGCGUUAUUUCUAGGACAGGGGGGCCUGGGCUGACCGUGGAUGAACUCCUCGAAGGUUUCACGUCGCCCCUUCUUUUGUUGUGGGGAGAGCUCGACCCUUGGAUUCGACCCGCGGCGGCCGACAAAAUCCAGGGGCUUUAUCCGGAGGCGACGAGGUUCAGCGUGCAGGCUGGCCACUGUCCUCACGACGAAGCCCCCGAGGUCGUGAACGAUGCCCUCGUCAGCUGGCUCAAAACCAUCGGCUACAAAGCUUGAAAUAGUCGCCAGCACCGAGGGCUUGUUCAUAGGCGGCGCAUGGCGGCAACGGCGUGUCAAAAGCAAACAAACCGAAGAAUGGGCGUCGAACAACUACCUGUAGACAGCGCUUGGCAAAACCCCGACAAUAGACACGGUUGGGUGGGGGCAGCACUGUCCCGCACCGUGCCAAACUACUGGACAUGCCCUCCACGGCGAUUGUGAUGGGAGACAUUUUUUUUUAAUUCAUCGUGUUUGGGAUAGUUCUGUUUUUCAGUCGAUUGUUUCGGAUUGUCGUUGCUGCUGGGCUGCUCUUGAAGCAUGUAAAUAACUGUAGGCGUGUCUCGGGACAGCUCCUAAACAACAAGAAAAGUCCACGGGAAGGGUUCGGCGCAGAUCUUCGGACGAUAAUUAUUGUACACCAUUUUACAGCACGUGCCGUUCACAUGCGCAGCAGCAGCACCGCGUGACAACAAUUCAAUCUUGUUUUUUUAGGUGCUUUUCUUUCUUGAUAUUGGGCACUAUCGUGUGGCGUCCAUGUGUGAAGAUGGCGAGAAAUGAGCUGUAGUUGCCAAUGUUAGCGGUCCUUCGUCAACCGAACCCUAGGUAUGAUGCUGCGCUCUUCGUUGUUAACCGGAACGUAGCAGUCAAGACGCUGGUGCCCGAGCUGAUGGCUGUUCUUCAUGGCUUGACAUGUUUGAGGGAUCGUCAAGUUGUGGUGCGGUGGCUUGCUUGCACGGGUUUCCGUCCUUUUUUUUGUAGUUUUCUAGU
This is a messenger RNA of Ectocarpus siliculosus, 2070 nucleotides long. The record is from the annotation of a GenBank genome assembly. Lineage: Eukaryota; Phaeophyceae; Ectocarpales; Ectocarpaceae.